UGGUGGAUGAUUUUGCGAUGUUGAUUAUAGACAUGCUGUUACCACAACAACUUCUUGGCCGUCAAUAUGGCGUAAUACAGUUAUUUGUUCAUUCUGCAAUUAUAGAGACGUGUCUUCAGUAGAUCUAGAUCAGCUGUCUAUAUGCUCACCAACGGUCAUGAGAUGUCGGGCCGCGGCCGAUGAGCAGAAACAGAUUGCACCAUGGGAUGCGGCAGAUCUGGAAGAACUCCAAAGUCAAAGUCUAGAAAUGGCCUUUUCUCCCGAAGUACGCAACAGGUUAUACCUACACAUCCAAUGUCAAAUCGUGUUUGCCUUGAUCAUGAGCGUGAUCCUCAUCCUCAGGCCAGAAAUCAUCCUUUGCAACAGUGCUCUUGCGUUCUGCUUCCCCAGGAACACCGUUUUUCGGGAUGACUACAUGUUGAGUUAUACCGAGGACGCCUUGGCAGCCACCGUAGGAGCCCUAACUUUCUGCUUUGCUGUUACCUACAUCUUGGCGAUUCGGUCCGGUGAUGAGAAGUACAUGGUCAACAGUGUACCGGCAAGGUUCAUUGCUGCCGCUCUGUUCAUUACGUUGUCGCUUUGGAACAAUGGACCGCCUAUGCUAUUCUUUGCGAGUCUUGGCGAGGCAUUGGGGGCUUAUCUGACGGGACGCAACGUUGAGUCAUUUACUGGAUGGAAAGCGGAUAUGGAGGAGUAAAAGCGCGGACAAAACGAGCGUUAUAGUUUGUAAUAAUACAUGCCUUUUUCCAUCCUCGAACGGAUCCAUUAAGCUGUUAAACUAGUCGCACAGGGAAACACCAUGAUCUGGAGUGUUUGCAAUCGAGGAACCUCUGUAUCAGACAUGUUAGCAUCCCGCUCUCAAAAACACUUUCUUCCAUGCCACGACUCGCACAACGGCCAACGGAUAUACGUUCAGAGUUAAAAAGCUUUUAGUUGAAGAUGGUAUCACUGUGUGACCUCCAUGAUUUGUUGACUUUGUCAUCCUUUGCUAGUCCGCUGACCCACGAUAUGACACGGAAAUUUUCACGACCUACCUUCUGACAAUUGCGAUGUGCUGAUCGUCGUCGAGGUUCGCGGUGCGAUUGAUGGCCAUGGAUGGAUUCGACGUCGAAGUCGAAGUCGACCUUUAUCCUAAAAAUAUUGCCUGAAGACGGG
Messenger RNA from Saitoella complicata NRRL Y-17804, 1155 nucleotides. RefSeq lists its product as uncharacterized. The transcript has a single exon. Bases 158 to 697 code for a protein of 179 amino acids. The record is from RefSeq and is a predicted model, not a curated record. Lineage: Eukaryota; Fungi; Ascomycota; Saitoellomycetes; Saitoellales; Saitoellaceae.